This is a messenger RNA of Cucurbitaria berberidis CBS 394.84, 1842 nucleotides long. RefSeq names its product 78 kDa glucose-regulated protein precursor. Bases 1 to 1842 code for a protein of 613 amino acids. Gene Ontology annotation, molecular function: ATP binding; misfolded protein binding; ATP hydrolysis activity. The transcript has 11 exons. Gene Ontology annotation, cellular component: endoplasmic reticulum lumen; membrane; cytoplasm. Gene Ontology annotation, biological process: protein refolding; endoplasmic reticulum unfolded protein response; cellular response to unfolded protein. The record is from RefSeq and is a predicted model, not a curated record. Lineage: Eukaryota; Fungi; Ascomycota; Dothideomycetes; Pleosporales; Cucurbitariaceae.
AUGGCAGGACGUGGUCGAAACCAAGUGACACGAGAUAAAGGAAGAUGGAAUAUUCUAUUUUACCUGGCCCUCGUAUUGUGUGUUGGUCUUUUUCUCACAGCGCGCUCAGAAGAAGUAGAUAGUCCCAUUAUUGGCAUUGACUUGGGCACAACGCACUCUUGUGUGGCCGUCAUGAGAAAUGGUCGCGUGGAGAUAAUUCCUAAUGAUCAGGGUAAUCGGACCACGCCCUCGUGGGUCGCCUUCACUGACGAUGGGCGGCUCAUCGGUAAUGCGGCGAAGGAUCAGUUCCUGUCAAAUCCCCACCGGACAAUCUACGACGUGAAGCGAAUCAUCGGCCGGAACAUCAGUGAGGUGGACGUGCAGAAGAAUCUCCGGACAUUCCCGUUCGAGGUCGUUGAAUCAAACGGGAUACCAAAGGUGCACGUAGAGGUGCAGGGACAGAAGGAGGAAUAUAGUCCUGAAGAGGUCUCUGCCAUGAUUUUGGGCAAGAUGAGGGACAUUGCUGAAGCAUAUUUGGGCGAGAAGGUAACCAGGGCUGUGGUCACUGUUCCCGCCUACUUCAAUGAAGCCCAGAGGGCCGCUACCAAAGACGCAGGCACCAUUGCCGGCUUAGACAUUCUCCGCAUUUUCAAUGAGUCGACCGCCGCUGCGCUAGCCUAUGAUCUAGACAAGAUUAACAAUAGUGAACGUCAAGUCUUGGUUUACGAUCUUGGGGGUGGCACUUUCGAUGUAACUAUUUUCAGCAUCGAAGAAGGCGUUUUCGAAAUACUCGCGACGGCUGGUGAUAUGCAUCUUGGUGGCGAAGACUUUGAUCAGCAAGUUGUGGACUAUUUUGUGAAGAAGUACAAUAAGGAAAAUGAUGUUGAUAUUCGCAAGGAUACGACGACUAUGAGAAAGCUAAAGCGUGAAGUUGAGCGCGCCAAACGUGUUUUGUCUUUUGAAACGACCACCAAGAUUGAGAUUGAAACCUUCCACGACGGCAACGACUUCUCUGAGACCUUGACACGCGCUAGAUUCGAAGAGCUGAACAAUUCUCUAUUCGAGAAAACGUUGAAGUCGGUUGAACAGGCCCUGAAGGAUGCCAAGUUUAAAAAGAGCGACAUUGAUGACAUUGUUCUGGCUGGCGGCUCGUCCCACAUUCCAAAGGUGCAGUCAAUGGUCGAGGAAUUCUUUGGCAAGCCAGCUCAGAAGAGCAUCAACCCAGACGAAGUAGUUGCCCAUGGUGCCGCUGUCAUGGGUGGGGUUAUCUCGGAGCCCAGAGUCGGAUGUCCCCUGCUUGAAGUGAAUCCCUCGACUCUCGGCAUCGAGACCACCGGGGGGCUCAUGGCCCCAAUAAUCAAGCGCGGCACAACUCUCCCCACUCAUAAGUCUCUGAUUUUCAGCACGGCAGUAGACAAUCAAACAACAGUCCUGAUCCAGGUGUACGCGGGAGAACGAAGUCUUACCAAGGAUAACCACUUCCUUGGGAAGUUCGAGCUUCAGAAUAUUCCUCCGGCACCGCGUGGUGUGCCGCAGAUCGAGGUCAGCUUCGAGUUGGAAGAGGACGAUCUUAUGCAUGACGGUGCCCGCGAUGAAGCAACUGGCAAAACACAGUCCAUCACUAUUGAGCACGACAAGGGGCGCCUGUCAUGGGAGGACAUCGAGCGCAUGGUCGAAGAAGGCGAGGAGUACGCCGAAGAAGAUCAGGCGAAUCGCAAACGGAUAGAAGCACGCUAUGGGGGAGAGAACUAUGGUUUCAGCCUGGAGGGCCACGUCAAGCUGGUGUAUCCAAUCUCGAGCAAGGCGUAUGAUAGAAUAGUAGAGGGGGAAGUUGGCGAGCCAAGUGUGCACGAUGAGCUUUGA